Messenger RNA from Nanorana parkeri, 897 nucleotides. Its product is annotated as olfactory receptor 2T2-like. The coding region runs from base 1 to 897 and encodes 298 amino acids. Gene Ontology annotation, cellular component: membrane. The record is from RefSeq and is a predicted model, not a curated record. Gene Ontology annotation, molecular function: G protein-coupled receptor activity; olfactory receptor activity. The transcript has a single exon. Gene Ontology annotation, biological process: G protein-coupled receptor signaling pathway. NCBI's taxonomy places the organism in Eukaryota, Metazoa, Chordata, Amphibia, Anura, Dicroglossidae.
AUGAAGCAUGGAUUCUACAUUUCAGCCUUUCCUAACUAUGAAUACAUCUUCUUUGUUGGAGUGUUGCUGUUGUUUUUAAUGACGAUAUGUGGAAACUUGCUAAUCAUUGUUCUUAUAUGGAUGGCGCCCCAUCUUCACACUCCCAUGUACUUUUUCCUUUUCAAUCUAUCAGUUCAGGAUGUUGUGCAUGUAUCUGCCAUCUUCCCAAAGCUAAUGUCUAUUAUGUUAACAGGAGAUCACAAUAUUUCUUUUUUAGGCUGCUUGGCACAAAUAUUUAUGUUCAUUGUCUGCACAGAAACAGCAUUUUUCUUUCUCACAUCUAUGGCUUAUGAUCGUUAUGUAGCCAUAUGCUGUCCCCUUCAAUAUUCUGUCAUUAUGAACUUUCAGAAAUGUUCCCUGAUGGCUUCGGCUUGUUGGGUUACCAGUUCCCUAAAUUCGGUAAUGCACUGUUUUUUGAUGUCACAGUUAAAGUACUGCUAUCAUAAAGCCAUCAACCAUUUCUUUUGUGAUGUGAGGGCCAUGUUAAAGUUGACAACAGUUGAUACAACACCUAUAAAGACAAUAAUAUUUGUUGAAAUUGUUCUUUUUGGUUGCAUCCCUUUUAUACUUAUAUUAACUUCGUACACACAUAUUAUAUUGACUAUCCGUAAGAUUCGCUCAGCAGCAGGAAGGCUGAAGACCUUCUCCAGCUGCUCCUCACACAUUGGCAUUGUAAUCCUGUUCUUUGGAGCAUCCCUGAUUCAGUAUAUGAACCCAGAGUCUGAGCAGACUGAGGAACAGGACAAGUCGCUGUCUUUGCUGUAUGUUGCUGUAGUCCCCAUGCUAAACCCUUUAGUUUACAGUUUGAGAAACAAAGAUGUUUUAUUAGCCAUGAAAAAAAUGAUGAACCUGUUCUAA